This is a messenger RNA of Rhododendron vialii, 1895 nucleotides long. RefSeq names its product peptidyl-prolyl cis-trans isomerase FKBP53. Lineage: Eukaryota; Viridiplantae; Streptophyta; Magnoliopsida; Ericales; Ericaceae. The coding region runs from base 113 to 1645 and encodes 510 amino acids. The record is from RefSeq and is a predicted model, not a curated record. The transcript is spliced from 11 exons. Gene Ontology annotation, molecular function: peptidyl-prolyl cis-trans isomerase activity.
CAAAACGUACUGUUAACAGAACCCUGCGGCGUUUAGGGUUUUAGGUGGCGAUAAAACAUCGAGUGGCUUCUCUCUCACAGGGUUUUAGCGGAAGCUCGGAUUACCACUAGAGAUGGCUUUCUGGGGAGUUGAGGUAAAACCAAGCAAACCGUACACUCAUCGAUUCGAUGAUGAGAGCGGAGCAAAGCUUCACAUAUCUCAGGCAACGUUGGGCACCGGUUCAUCCACAAAGAAGAGCAUACUUCAGUGUAACGUGGGAGAUAAAAAACCAGUUUACUUGUGCUCUUUGUUACCAGAGAAAUUUGAGAACUGCCCGCUGAAUCUUGAAUUUGAAGAGGAAGAUGAAGUAAUCUUCUCAGUUAUCGGCCCUCAUAGUAUUCAUCUUUCUGGUUUCUUUCUAGCUGGCACCCCAGAUUGUUGCAGAGAUGACGAUGAGUCUGAUUCUUAUGGGGAAGAUAUUGCCGGGACUGAAUCGGAUGAGUCUACUGAUUAUGACAUUGAAGAUGAAUAUGAUGACGACAACAACUUUAUUGUUGAGGAUUUGGAUAUGUACCCGCCCUCACCCGUCCCGAACAGUGGGGUGGUGAUUGAGGAGAUUUUGGAUGAUGAAAAACCUGCUGAUGGGAAUGGCAUUGCUAAACGAGGAAAGAAGAAGGCCCAGUUUAGCACUUCUUAUGACAAUGGCGACUCUGAGAGACAACUUAUUCUCAAGAGUGAUACUGGUGCCUCAAUCUUGGAAAGUGAAGACGAAGAUGGCUUUCCAAUUUCUUCGCCUCAAAAGAACAAAGCUGAUGCUGGGAGUAUUAAAGGGAAAGCAGGACAAAACAAAGAUACAAGAACAGAUGAUGAAUCCAAGAAGGGGACAAAAGGUGACCGUGCCUGUGUUGAAAUCUUAAAAAGAAAGGUUGAUGCUAUUCUUCAAGUUGGUGAACAAAAAAGCAGGGAAGCCAAUGAGCAGUUGGGUUCUUCACUAGCAAGUGCUGAAGUAGUUCCUGAAGCUGACAAGAAGAAGAAAAAGAAGAAGAAAAAGAAUGAGGAAAAGACUGGUGACGCUGGCAGCAAGAGUAAUAUACAGACUAAGGCUGCUACCACGGACAUGGAGCAGGAUCAACCAGUUCAGAAGGAACAUGAUGAGAAGGACCUUGACAUUGAUGCUGACUCUAAGGCUGAGGAAAAGAAAAGGAAGAAGAAAAAGAGCAAGAAGCAGAGUAGCAAUACAGAUACCGACCUUAGCGUUCCAGAGAAGAUUGUAUCUACUAAAGAGGACAUAGAGAAGGAAACUGGAUCCAAGCCAUUUCAAGUAAGGACCUUCCCCAACGGAUUGGUCAUUGAAGAGUUGGCAAUGGGUAAGCCGGAUGGGAAGAAAGCUUCUCCUGGGAAAAAGGUGAGCGUCCGUUAUAUUGGCAAGUUGAAAAAGAAUGGUGAAAUAUUUGACUCUAAUAUUGGCAGAGCACCUUUUAAGUUCCGCCUAGGAGUAGGAGAAGUAAUUAAGGGCUGGGAUGUUGGGGUCAAUGGCAUGCGUGUUGGGGACAGAAGAAGACUCACAAUUCCACCAGCCAUGGGUUAUGGGGCUAAAGGUGCUGGUCGAGCAAUUCCACCCAAUUCGUGGUUGGUUUUUGAUGUUGAGUUGGUAGAAGUCCGUUGAUCCUCUUCUAGCAAGUGAGGUAAUUGCCCGUUCUUCUCGUCAAUUGGGAGCAUACAAGAGCAGUUGAAGGGGUAUGAUUCUCUGUAUCCCAGUUUUGGAAAUGGUUGUAAAAGAGUGGCCAUAUGAGAGAGAGGACUUGUUGCUGCUGCUUUCUUUUUUGUUUUGCAAAAAAUGGAGCCUAAAACAAAUUUGGGAGUUAUUCACUUGAAUCUAUACAAAAGUUGUAUUUUGGGGGAUUGUUUUUCCAUAA